GGACGCUUCGAGUCCCGUUUUGUUACUGUGAAAAUUGAAGAGAGUCCAUCUAUCCUGCUACAGGGGAUGUCCGGCUCGUCACUGGGGGUCUGGGUGGCUCACGGAGAAGGUCUGAUGAGGUUCCAGUCUCAGGCGGUUUUGGAUCAUGUGACCUCCCACCACCUAGCUUCUCUCCGCUAUGUCGAUGACCAGGACCUGCCCACAGAAGAGUACCCCAUGAAUCCCAAUGGCUCUCCGUUGGGCAUUGCUGGACUCUGCUCUGAGGAUGGACGCCACCUUGCCAUGAUGCCCCACCCAGAACGCUGUGUCCUGACCUGGCAGUGGCCCUGGAUGCCAGAAGAUUGGAGUCGGUCGCUUAGUGUCUCACCAUGGAUGCGGCUGUUUGAGAACGGAUACAGUUGGUGCCUGAAAAACACUGGGAGCAAUGUGUAG
Molecule: messenger RNA, 432 nt
Organism: Staurois parvus
Lineage: Eukaryota; Metazoa; Chordata; Amphibia; Anura; Ranidae
Source: the annotation of a GenBank genome assembly